Messenger RNA from Linnemannia hyalina, 1737 nucleotides. Lineage: Eukaryota; Fungi; Mortierellomycota; Mortierellomycetes; Mortierellales; Mortierellaceae. The record is from the annotation of a GenBank genome assembly.
AUGGCCACCCCUGGCGAGAAACAGGAGAUGGAGGAGGUCCUUGAUGUACCUGCCUCUUCUUCCACCACCCUCCCUGUCACUGGCAAACAGGAAUAUUCCGAGGCUGACCGCAAGGUCGCUAUUCCUAUCAAGGACGAGGAUCAGUCCUCCGUCGCUCCCUCCGACGUCGCUUCGUCGGCUGCCCCCGACGUUGUCGUCUACCACAAGCCCCCUACCAAGCAGUUCGUCCUCAUCAUGAUCGCAUUAUCACUUUGUGUUUUCCUCGCCUCGCUCGACCAGAUCAUCGUCGCCACAUCACUCCCAAAGAUCUCGGAAGAGUUCCAGUCCCUGGGCGACAUCUCAUGGCUCGGAACUGCUUACAUGAUGACUGCCACGGCCUUCCAGCCCCUCUACGGAAAGGUCUCGGAUAUCUUUGGUCGCAAGGGUACUAUUCUGUUCGCUAAUGUCAUCUUUAUGGUCGGAUCUGCUGUCGCUGGAUGGGCAAAAUCUAUGACAGUCUUGAUCGUUGGAAGAGGUGUUGCAGGCGUUGGAGCAGGUGGAUUGAUGGCGAUGGUGUUUAUUAUUCUGUCGGACAUGCUGGAUAUGCGUGAGCGCGGCAAAUACCUCGGAUUCAUUGGAGCCAUCUUCUCAUUCUCGUCCGUCGUCGGUCCACUCUUGGGAGGCGCAUUCGCAGACCACGCAACUUGGAGGUGGUCAUUCUGGAUCAACUUGCCUUUCGGUGCCAUCUCGGUCAUCUUCAUCUCCCUCAACCUCAACCUCCCCACCCCCAAGGGCUCAUUCAAGGACAAGAUCAAGCGUAUUGAUUUCAUCGGAUCAGCUCUCUUGCUCGCCGCCGUCGUCCUCAUCCUCUUGCCUCUCUCCUGGGGUGGUCAAAAGUACGCUUGGAACGACGGUAUCGUCAUUGGCUUGCUCUGCGCUGGUUUCGCUGUUGCUGCGAUCUUUGUCUUUGUCGAGUGGAAGUUUGCCAAGGAGCCCAUUCUCCCCAUCCACCUCUUUAAGGUCCGCAACCUCUGGUCGACCUACGGCUCGCUCUUUUUCAGUGGCAUGUCCUUCUUUGGAAUCCUCUUCUACUUGCCCAUUUACUUCCAGGUCGUUAAGCGCGAGUCUGCUACUAUCGGAGGACUGGAGACUGUCCCUUUUGUCAUUGGAAUCGUCAUAACCUCGAUCUCGUCUGGAAUCUGGGUCCUGAAGAAGGGCACCUUCCAUCUCUUCCCUGCCAUCGGCAACCUAUUCUUCAUUGCCGGCUCUGCUCUUUGUAUCCUCUUCAAGGUCGAUACCCCCCGUGUGGUGACCAUCUUUGUCCUCCUCGUUUGCGGUCUCGGCAUGGGCUUCACCAUGCAGGCCUCUACCUUGGCCGUCCAGGCUGCUGUCAAGCCCAAGUACAUGGCCACCGUCACGACCUCGGUCCAGUUUGUCCGUAGUUUGGGUCAGGUCUUUGGAGUUGCCAUUGUUGGAACCGUCUUCAACAACAAGCUGACCGAGACCUUGUCGGGCAACUUCCCCAACGACCACAGAGUCGACAUUGUCACCCAGAGAACCGAGUUCGGUCUCACUCUCUUCAAUCCUGCCGAGCAGCGGGUUAUCUUUGAGAGCUUUGUCGAUGCGCUUCGCUAUGUCUUCUACUGCAGUGUUGCCUUCUGUACCUUGGCUUUCAUCAUGAGUACCUUUAUCCAGCACAAGGUCCUCAAGACCAACGCCAACCAAGGCAAGCCUGAGCUCACUCCCGAGAUGGUAUAA